Westerdykella ornata is the source of this 737-nucleotide messenger RNA. RefSeq lists its product as uncharacterized. Bases 161 to 673 code for a protein of 170 amino acids. NCBI's taxonomy places the organism in Eukaryota, Fungi, Ascomycota, Dothideomycetes, Pleosporales, Sporormiaceae. The record is from RefSeq and is a predicted model, not a curated record. The transcript has a single exon.
AAGAAAUAUCAUUGACUUCGCGCAUUCUUAUAUUAAGACCUAUGGCCGUACUACUGUGCGACAGACGUUGACGACACGCUCCUUUUUGGAUAUACGGUUAACUGAGUAUCUUCAUACCGAAUAGCAUAAGGCGACCCGACGACAUUUUCCCCUCCAAAACAUGGGAUCCAAGGCAAGGAAAAUCCAGAACAAGAAUAUCAACAAGUUUAAAAGGAGGAAGCAUUACAAUGUACGCGACGCACGAGGUCGAGGAUGGAAACGUGACACGCCAGACGAUUGCCCAAGAGAUGCAUCAACAGACGUACUAUCGGACGCUGAUUCAAUAUCAACUCAACUGAAGCAAAAAGCAGCACAAUGUCUCCAAUGGCUGGGAAACAGCUGGCGCCACAUGGACAUUCGAACCUUGUUCGUGCUGCCUCGCCCAAUUUCGCUCAGAACUCUCUGGCGCUACAUAUGGCGUCGCCCCAUCUUGGGUGCAUGGCAUCGCCGCAAGAUUGUGGCCUUUUUCCGAGCACUGUGGACGGUACCCCUUCGUGAUAAGAUCAAUGUGGGUAUGUUUUUGGGCUUUCUCCUCGGUGGCAUGUUUGCCCUGAAGCGUGUCUUUGUUAGGGCGCUUCUUGGUGAUCCUUUAGCUUUAGGAAUGGUGCCCAUGGAAUUGGGAAGAGGGGGCUGACGACAUGGCAUGCCGCUUAUGCGGUUGAGAUGGUUUGGCUCCAUUUCUCGAUUCCGCAACUGCG